Molecule: messenger RNA, 1497 nt
Organism: Naegleria fowleri
Lineage: Eukaryota; Heterolobosea; Eutetramitea; Acrasida; Naegleriidae
Exons: 1
Coding region: 1-1497 (498 amino acids)
Biological process (GO): nuclear-transcribed mRNA poly(A) tail shortening
Cellular component (GO): nucleus; cytoplasm; CCR4-NOT complex
Molecular function (GO): poly(A)-specific ribonuclease activity
Source: RefSeq, a predicted model, not a curated record
AUGAGAAGGCCAAACAGCUCUGAAGAAGAAAUUUCAAAAAGUUCUGAAUUUGCCUGUCUGUCAGACCUUUCCGAGCACGAAGUUGCUCAAAUGUUGAUGAACCAACAAAAUCAAACAAAACGAAGAGGAAGACCUAAAAAAAAGCCUACUUCAUUAGAGCUCUUUCCGAUUGAAAAUUGUAUGGGCAGAAAUUGGAAAUGUGUUCAACGCAUCGGAAAUGUUCAUCAUCAUGAUGAGGAUCACAACAUUAUUAGUAGUAUUGAUAGUAUCAACACUGAAAAUUCUUUAUCUUUUCAUGAUCCGUCUACGGAACACCAAGACCAUUCAAAUAACAACACACAACCAUAUGAUAAUCAUUCUCAACACUUCUUUCGCUUACUUAGCUACAAUAUGCUAUGCCAAGAUUAUUCAAGAAAACAAUACUGUCCACAUUUACCCGAUACUUCUGAAAUCUUGUAUUGGGCAAACCGAAAAAUUAGGCUGUGGGCAGAAUUUAUGUGUUAUGAUGCUGACAUUAUUUGUUUGCAAGAAUGCGAUAAAUACUCAACCCAUUGGAAAGAUAAAUUCUUGAAGGCUGGAUAUGCAUCAUCAUAUACUCAAAGAACCGCAUUUAAACCCGAUGGAUGUGCAACAUUUUGGAAAUUAGAGAAAUUUGAAGUUUUAGAUGAAUUUCCCAUUUUCUUGAAUGAGGUUGGUCAAGAAAUUCAAAGAAAUUCAGAAAUUGAUGUAAAUGAACGAUCUGAUCUGAAUGGAAACGUGGUUACUAGUAGUAAUUUAAUCUCCAAAUUUAUAACUAACAAUAUUGCAAACAUUGUGUUGCUGAGGCACUUUGACACCUAUCAAGUUUUUUGUGUCGUCAAUUUGCACUUGUUUUGGGAUCCUUCAUAUCCUGAAGUGAAACUUUGCCAAGCUCAAUAUGUGCUGAUGAAAACAUUCUAUUUUCUACACCAGAAUCAUGACGAUAUUGAUUCGACAAUUACAAUUUUACUGUGUGGAGAUUUCAAUUCAAUGCCGGACAGUGAAGUUUAUGAAUUACUUACGAAAGGAGAAGCUUUUAUACCUGGAAGUUUUAUUCCUUUCACACCAAAUGGAGAAUUCUCAAAGUAUGUCUCGAUAUGUGAAACCAGUGAGUCCUCUCAAGAAGCAUCCUCUUCUGAGGGAGCUUCACCAUUAAGGUUUCGUCAAAAAUUAACAAAUCCUCUCUCAUCAUCAGGAGGACUUUCACUCUAUAAGAAAGUAAUUGGCCAAGAACCUCCAUUUACAAACUAUACUAAGAACUACAAGGGUUGUUUGGAUUAUGCCUUUCAGUUCAACCAUGUGAUGAACAAGGAUGGUCCACCAAUCAAAACGACGUGUGUCUCUGUUUGUCGAGCUCUCGAAAUGAUUUCACAAGAAAGAGCCUCAGAAUAUGAAGCUCUUCCAUCAGAUAUGUUUCCAUCGGAUCAUAUUGCAUUGUGUUUUGACUUUUCCCUCUUGCACACCAACCACCAACAAUAA